Molecule: messenger RNA, 3946 nt
Organism: Astrephomene gubernaculifera
Lineage: Eukaryota; Viridiplantae; Chlorophyta; Chlorophyceae; Chlamydomonadales; Astrephomenaceae
Source: the annotation of a GenBank genome assembly
CAAAUUAAUGCAUUCAUGUUUUAAAGGCGUGUUCAUCUAGCUUACAGCUUCACUAAGCGGCUGCUACCGUUCGCAACUACCGCGUUUACACGCUAACUAUAGGAAUCCGACACCAAUUCCAUGUGGUGGCUUAAGCUGCGCCGGCGUUGGGCGCAACCCCGGCGUUGGGCGCAGCUCACCAGGGGAUUGCAAGCCGCCAGCAAUAUACCCCCGCGAGGCUUCGUUCGCUACAUCCAUGAAGAUGACCGAUUCUCUACUGAUCGUGUACCAGAGGACGUCCCGCCCUAUAUUCCCGGGCAGGAGUCGCCGGCGUACGUGGUCCGGAAAACAGGCUAUGACCUCCUCAAAGACCCUUGGUGCAACAAGGGUUCCGCCUUCCCUCGCUCGGAGCGGGACCGGUUGGGGCUGCGGGGGCUGCUGCCGCCCAGGAGCCUCACCAUGGAGCUGCAGGUAGCCCGCUUCAUGCAGGACUACCACCACCCGGUGCACUUCAUCCCGCCGGAGGAUGUGGAGCUGGGCGGCGUGACCUCGGAGAUGGCGCGCAGGUGGAAGGCGCUGCAGGCGCUGCACGACCGGAACGAGACGCUCUUUUACCGUGUGCUGUUUGAGAAUUUCACGGAGAUGGCCCCCAUCAUCUACACCCCCACGGUGGGCUGGGUGUGCCUCAACUUCCAUAAGCUCUACCGCCGACCCCGCGGCAUGUACUUCAGCGCAGCAGACCGGGGGGACAUGGCCGCUAUGGUGUACAACUGGCCGCAGCGGGACGUGCAGGCCAUUGUCGUGACGGAUGGCAGCCGGAUCCUGGGGCUCGGAGACCUAGGCGUGAAUGGUCUGGGCAUUCCCAUCGGCAAGCUAGACCUGUACUGCGCGGCAGCAGGCUUCUCCCCUAGCAAAGUGCUGCCGGUGGUGAUUGACGUGGGGACAAACAACGAGACGCUGCGAGCCAACCCGCACUACGGCGGGCUGCGAUGCUCGCGCAUCACCGGGCCCGAGUACUUUUCGAUUGUGGACGAGUUUGUGACGGCGGUGAUGUCUCGCUGGCCCAACGCCAUCCUGCAAUUCGAGGACUUCUCCAUCGACCACGCGGUGCCCCUGCUGGAGCGCUACCGCCAACACCACCUCGUCUUCAACGACGACAUCCAGGGCACGGCGGCGACAGCGCUGGCGGGCCUGUACGGCGCCCUGCGCGUCAUGAACAUGCCGCCCUCGGCGCUCACGGAGCAGCGGAUCGUGUGCGUGGGUGCGGGCUCGGCGGGCAUGGGCGUGGCGAAGAUGAUUGCCGCGGGCAUGACGAAGCAGGGUCUCAGUUUGGCGGAGGCGACGAAGCGCUUCUGGGUGCUCGAUUAUAUGGGCCUUAUCACAAAGAAGCGAUCCGACGUGGCUAACUUUGUGAAGCCGUUUGUGCGGGAAGAGAAGCAGCACGAGGGGGAGUCGCUGCUGUCGGUCAUCAAACGGGUCAAGCCCACCAUCCUGCUCGGUCUGGCGGGCGCGGGGCGGCUGUUCAACAAGGAGGUCCUCACCGCGCUGUCGGAGGGCUGCCCGCAUCAGCGACCCAUCAUCUUCCCCAUGUCCAACCCCACCAGCCGCAUGGAGUGCACGGCGGAGGAGGCGCUGCGGGUCACGAAGGGCCGAGCCAUCUUUGCAAGCGGCAGUCCGCAGCAGCCAGUGCAGAUGCCGGAUGGGGGUACGGUGGCGGUGUCGCAAGCGAACAACAUGUACAUCUUCCCUGGCAUCGCGUUGGGAUCCUUCCUGGGCCAGACCCGGGUGAUCACGGACGACAUGCUGAUGGCGGCGGCGGAGGCGCUGCCCAAGCUGGUCCACCCGGAGGACCUGGCCAAGGGCUUGGUGUACCCCCGCCUGGCGGACAUUCGCGACAUCUCGGCGCGCGUCGCCACCGCUGUCGCCUGCGCCGCCGGCAAGGAGGGCCGCCUGCGGGGCCCCUUGCUGGAGAAGUACGGGCAGGGGCCUGAUGCCAUGCGGGCCUACAUCGCCAGUCGGAUGUUCUAUCCGGAGUACUCGUCGCUUGUGCAUGUGCCGCCUGGUGUGGACGAAUAAGGCGGCGGGAGCUUGAGGGGGCUUUCGGAGCGUUUCGGAGUGAACUGGGAUAAGGCGGAGCAGGAGAGGUGGAAGGGGGGCGGGCGAGGGGCGGGCGGAGGCGUCAUGCGGUUCGUUGGCCCACAGGCAGGGUCGCAUGCGUGCUAUUUUUACGACAAGGGGGUCACCUGGCCGCGGCAUGCAGUGUCGUACGGCUCUUGGAUUCGGAAGCACCGUGAGCGAGGGAGGAUGGAAAGUAAGGCCCAGGCCGUUGACACGGCAUGGGCUGAGUAGCGCUGCUCGCGCGUGUGGUAGUAACUGAGUGCGCAUUGCAAUGUUACCACCCCACAUGAAGGUGACACAUUGGCUCGAGAGGCGGCGCCUGUGCUGGGCUAAACCCCUGUUGGCGUCUAGUAUACGAGCAGAGCGUUGGGAGAACGUCGGCAUGAAGCCGUUGGGCUUAGUACCGCGUCUGGCAGCACCGGGAAAGCGUGAUGACGUGAGGCGAGCGGUGUUGUGACGGUGUUGGUGGUGUACAGGAGGAGUGGGAACCAGUGCACCGGCUAUACACGUGGCCACGCUUUUUAUUAGAGCAGGAGAAGACUAGGACAGGUGCAGAACAGACAAGCUGUCACAGGGGAAAGCAUACAGGGGAGCGGGGCCUAGUCAGGGGAGAGGGGCCUAGGUGUAGGAGUACAGGUAUCAGGUCUACGUUUGUUUAAGCAGCAGUUUUGUUUCGGCUGGUUCCGUUUGACUAGUUGUGUGUCAGUGGUAAAGCAGUAGUAAUGUGGAGCGUUUGAUGGGGGGGCAAAGCCGUUUUGCGGAUUGCACUUAAUGGUUACCGCAUUGUGGCCGGUUGGCAAUGUACGGCAGCGGCACCGCCUAUCGUGCAAUGCUGUGUGCUGUUGAUACGGUUAUGCUGGCCUGGUGCUUCCAUCCUUGUCAAUCGCAAAACGGCUGUGCUAAGUGGGUGCUGUGCAGCGGCGCUGUCUUCGUCUCUUGACAAGAUGACUUAUUUUUGGACACGUUACAUCGCGACUUGACGAUGACAGUCCUGUGCACGUUAUGGCUGGUCGGCAAAGGCGAGUCGACCGAAAAUCCACGGAGUGUGGUCUUGAGCGGAGUUCGACAAUCAUGGAUGAAGUGCUCGGGCGGGAAGAGAAUGGAAUGGGUGACGACCUGGGAGCUGAUACUAAGCAUUGACAACUGGCUUCCUGCGUUCGUAAGCGUGUGAGCAAGGUAUGAUUUGACAGGACGGAAUGCGAAGUGACCCAUGGGUCAGUCUGGAGAGUUGCACGUUGGCACCUUUCCAAGCGUGCUCGGCGAUUAUGUGGACGGGCAUAAGCAGUGGUGUACUGUGUUUAGCAGGUCGCGAAAGCGUUUUGCUGCAGCGGGGCGUGGUUCCGUUCGUUGUUUGCGAUGGUGGACGUGCCGUGCGGGCACGUGUCACGGAGGGCCGCUAUUAGGAGGAGGAGUCCCGGGGAAGUUCUGCGGCUCCUUGGGGCUAUUCUGCAAGCGGUUUCGGCGGUGCAGGGCUGUGGACUGUGCGUGCUAGCGACGCCAGUUACAUAGCGAAGGAAUUGAACUGAUUCUUUUUCGGUCAUGGGCCCCAUGCGGCCCUAUGCCAGGGGGGCCUCCCUCUUGCUUGCUGCUCGGAUCGUCCCAACAGGCGAUCCUAACCGGGCCGGUUCCCGUCACAUUCAGGGUGAAGCGCGCCCAGAUGCCUGUUGGGAGUUUUGUGCCAAGCAGCAUGCGCAGUUUUCGGUUGGGCCUCUGUCACGAGCUCGGAUACAUUGCUGCUUUAUUUUUUCGUCUCGCUGGGUGUAGGUCCCGUUUCGUUUGGGUACUAGAACGGAAGCGUGCAGGCUGGGGAGCGGCCCCUGCUGAGCGGCUUGUAACUUCCUAGUUAAUU